Molecule: messenger RNA, 4382 nt
Organism: Cydia fagiglandana
Lineage: Eukaryota; Metazoa; Arthropoda; Insecta; Lepidoptera; Tortricidae
Product: solute carrier family 52, riboflavin transporter, member 3
Exons: 4
Coding region: 759-1988 (409 amino acids)
Biological process (GO): riboflavin transport
Cellular component (GO): plasma membrane
Molecular function (GO): riboflavin transmembrane transporter activity
Source: RefSeq, a predicted model, not a curated record
ACAUUGACAAUCAGCUGAUCCUUUUCCUUGACCCAAGUUUCGCGUUCGAUGUAGCAUAUUCUCGAAAUCGCUGUCCUUUUUUUAUUUGUGCAACUUAUAUCUUUGUAUCCUUUUUAUCGACAUCGCACUAGGAAUAUUACGUCAAAUCAUGAUCGUCAGUCGCCACGUCUAUCGCCUAUCAGUAGUAUCAGUUCAUUCAUACGUUCAGUUUGAUACCUCACGUACAGAGUUGGACGGCUACGAUAAGUUAAAAUAAUCUGGCGGUGUUAAUGUUGGAAUCCCAGCCAUGACAAAUAUACAGACAAAGUUUACUUUGCGAUAUAUUUUUUUGCAAUUUACAUAAUUGCAAACUUAUAAAACGCAUGAUGAUGCAAUAAAAGUUAGACUACAGAAAUCAAGUUCAAAGUGCUAAAACAAUUGGCGUCGAAUCGAUUUCUACAGCGAAGAGAUUUAGGUUAAUUGGGCAGAACAUAUUUGAUUGUCGGGAAAAUAUUGUAAUGUAUUGUAAACUUGUGAAGUGAUUUAAAACAACUGCUGGACAGUGCAGGAUCAGCGAGCCUGUUGAAGCGGCCUACCAUGACUGAUACCAGUUCCGUCAGGUACCUUCUCACUAAGUAGCUAUCCUCUGCACUCUUCUGAUGUUUGCUGUACCCCGCACCGUCUCACUGUUCUGACACACUAGCACCCUUCAUUUGACUCCCUUGUUGAACGAGGACCGAGAGCGCAUUCCGUGCCUGAGCUCAGACUGCGACCGCACGAUGUGGGGAGCACAGCGCCGCGUCCUCCUGGACGUCCUGCUGGCCUGCUGGGGCGUCGGCACGUGGCUGGGCGUCAACGGGCUCUACGUCCAGCUGCCGCUGCUCGUGGAGCGGCUGCCCGAAGGCUGGGCGCUGCCUUCGUCCAUGGUCUUAGCUGUACAACUUGCCAACUUGGGAUUAGUGGCUUACGCGCUGUUGCGCCGACUCCGACCGCGAGCUUCCGACUCUCCCUACAUCUACGGCUUGCUAGUUGUAGGAACCCUCGCACUUGCACUGAAUGCCUUCCUCUACGAGGAGACAAUCGCAAACCGCUCCAUCGCUUUCCUAUUCCUAACUUUCUUCGCGGCGCUCGUAGGAUGUACAAGUUCUGUUUUGUUCUAUCCGUACUUGAGGCACUUCCGCGACGUGUAUCUCGCGACGUAUUUAGUCGGCGAAGGGUUGAGCGGAUUCAUCCCGGCUAUUUUAGCUUUGAUUCAGGGUAUCGGCGGCGAGCCCGCGUGCAUACUCAACGAUGAAGGUACAGGGCUGGUACCGGUCUAUCCGCCGCCGCGAUUCGACACAACUGUGUUCCUAGUGCUGUUGUCAGGCUUGUCAGCGAUGAGUUUGGUCAGCUUCGUAAUAGUAGAUCGAUACAGCGGGUUCGCAUCGGAGCGUGUGGAACCCGCCGCCGCCGCUAAGGAUGAUGAAGCGACAUCGGAGCCGGUAGCGCUUCAUCGCGGGCGAUGGCUCUUCGUGUUGGUUCUCAUGGGAGUCCUUAACGCGCUUUCAAACGGUGUUCUUCCGUCCGUGCAGUCGUACUCGUGCAUGCCGUACGGGAACCUGGCGUACCACCUGGCGGUGACGCUGGGCGCGAUGGCGAACCCGGCGGCGUGCCUGGCGGGCGUGUGGCUGGCGCCGCUGCCGGGCCGCGUGCUGGCGGCGCUGCUGGCAGCCGCGGCGGUGCCGCUCGCCUACAUUCUGGCCACGGCGCUGCUCAGCCCCGAGCCGCCGCUCUACCACCACGCUGGCGGAGCUGUUUUAGUGGUGGUGUCGUGGACGCUGGUGAGCGGGGUGGUGUCGUACGCGCGCAUGUGGGUGUACGGCUGGGCGCGGCGCGGCGGCGCGCGCGGCAUGCGCGCCACGGGCGUGGCCACGCAGGCGGGCUCCUCGGUGGGCUCGGCGCUGCUCUACCUGCUUGUCAAUCACACCGGUAUCUUCACGCAGCCGCCCGCCUGCCCGCCGCUCAGCUAGUAUCUCGACUAACGUUGACGACCACAAAUCCGUACACGGCGAGAAGAAGUUGAUAACUCUCGGGAAAAAACAGAAGAAAUUUGAACCUUAUGCAGUUUUAUUUUAAGUUCAAAUUUCUUCAACAAAAUUUCUCGAGAUACCAACUUCUUCCCGCCGUGUACCGAAAUUAUGUGUGUUUGGGUGCUUGAUUUAAACUUGUAGUUAGAGAAAGCUUACGACGCUGGAUGUCAAUGAAGGCUACUGAAUUAUGUGUGUUCUUAGAUUUACUAUAAGUAUUUUUAACAGUGAUAUCAAAAAUGACUGGUCUGUGACGGUUGGAAAACUAGUUUGAUUCAAGAGGCUAGGUUUAGUUUCAAUUUGUGUAGGGUAAUUUUCAUAUGACCUAAAUAGUUCGCAUCUAUGUAUAACAAAACUGACAGGUACAUAUAUGUGAUUUACUGAUUUAAUAUAAAUUAAUUAAAAUGAUACAAGUACUUACCAGCUGAAAUACUUACCGGCUGAUGGCUGACCGUAGAAGUGAGUUUUAUAGGUGAUCUAAGUAGCUAUGUAGGUAUAAUAGAAUAAUUAUGUUUGACAAUUUGCAGGAAAAGUACCUGCUCCACAUUUGUUCCUUUGAUUCUUGCUAAAUGAGUUUCAUACAUAUGAUACAUACUUGUUCGUAGUAUCGGGUCUAUGAAACUAUUGUUUCGUGAAAGUAAAGAUUUUAAAUGUAGUUUUAAUUGACAGCUUAUUAGGUAUAUUGGCUUCACUUAACCCUUAAAUGCAUGUUUUUUUCUUUUUGCCAAUUAUAGGAAAAAAAGUAAAAAAAUAUAUAACUUCGAUUUUCACUGCGAAAUCAGUGUUAGUAGUUGAAUUGGCUAAAUCAUAUUUAUGUAAAUAUGUAAUUUUCAGUAUUAUAUAAAUGAUUUUUUUUACUACCAUUAGAAAGGUACACUAUUUGUGAUAUACCUAUGAUAAAGUUUUUAAAUAUAAAAUAAUUACAUACCCUGAAAAAACCGUUCAAAAUCACAUACUAGAAAUUAUCAACUUGUGGAUUUUUCCAAGUUUGCCGACUUUUCGUCUUAAAACGAAUGUAAUUUUUAUAAAUUAAAAAUAUUGCGUAAAUUUACCCUUAAAUCAUCACCCUAUUACUUGACGUUUGGUAUAAAGGUGCGUUCAAGAACGUAAGCCUUUUUAUUUUAAAACUGUGAGCUGUCUGAUGGUUUGUAGACAUUUGGUAACACUAUGCAUUUAAGGGUUACCAGGGCUUAGUAUAAGUAAUGCACUUUAUUAAAGCCAAGUAUUUAAGUAAGUAUAUGAAAUAAUAGACAAUAUGUAGCUAGGUAAUGUAAAUACAUAUGUAUUUAUAAAAUUAAAAAACGAGAAAAAUGUUUCAAUCGCCUCGCUGCGUUGGAUACAGUAUUGGCUAAAUGGCAUUUCGAAUCAUGUGAGCGCAGUCUGAUGAGUUGCGCUUUUGGUGUUGGCUGUAACCAGGCGUGGCUCACUCCGCGAUUUCGUCGCUUUGCUACAGGUAGCUAAACCGUUCGACCCCAAUUUUGGGGUUUGCCAUAAGCCGCGCGUGGCACUGUCGCCACCUAGCGGCCAUAUCUGUGCUGAUCAUGACAAACGCGUUUUGUUAGAGAGUGAGUCUUCUGUACCUAGUACUAUUAUUUAUUCUGUGCUGUAACAGGCAAAUGUACGGAGCUACGGGGAAUCGUAUAUUGUGGACUUUUCAUGGGUCAUUCCGUAGUGAAUCUCGUCAGACAUUGAUAGACACUAUACUUAACAGACUGUGUAUGUGUGUGUGUAGCUAGAACGGCAUCUUAUCAUUGAUCCAGUGCAAUGAACCCGCUGUUAUCUACUACACAAUAUAAGUUGACAUUUAGCUGCAAGUGUACUGUGUCCAGAGUUAAAAGAGUAAACUACCGUUUAUAAGGUUCUCUUGUGAACUUUUAUUUACGUGAGUCCGUGCAUUUUAAAUAAAAAAAGAAUCAUAAAUCUUGUUACUAACAGCUGUUUUUACUUUAAUUUAUUUCAAAAUAAGUUCCAGUACACUUAUGCUGAAUUAAUUAUAUAGUAUAUAUGUACUUAUUGCUACCUUAUUACUUUUUAUUAUUAUCCUACCAACCAAAUUAUAUUUAUUUUAAUAGUUGCACUAAAAUGUUAUACGUACUUAAAUAAAAAUUUUGUUUAGGUUUUUUUUAAUUUGGGUUGUUUCGUAGUACUUAGGUAUAGUUACUAAAGUUUUAUAGAUGGUUUAUAAUUAUGGUCAAUAAUACGUACUUACCUAAUUUUUAUUUAUUUGCAGAGUUACCUAAAUUAUGAUAUUAUACCUUGUUAUGGACAUUUUCGUUAAUAGAUUGUUCUAUCACGUUAUAAUUACCCUAUGAUCCGUUGUACUGAUGAAGUUUUAAA